GAGGGAGUGCUGGGUGGGGCCUCUGGGCCUGUGUACACAACCACACGUACUAACCGAGAGUAGAUGUGUCACUGAGUAGAAACCGACUAUAGUGAUUCUUCAUCUCCCUGGGAAAAGCAGCUGUGAGGCAGAUAAGAUGGCCUGGUGGAAAGCCUGGAUUGAACAGGAGGGCAUCACUGUGAAAGGUAGUUCUCAUUUCAACCCAGACCCUGAUGCAGAGACCCUCUACAAAGCCAUGAAGGGGAUUGGAACCAACGAGCAGGCCAUCAUAGAUGUGCUCACCAAGAGAAGCAAUGCUCAGAGGCAACAGAUUGCCAAGUCCUUCAAGGCUCAAUUUGGAAAGGAUCUCACUGAGACCUUAAAGUCAGAGCUGAGUGGCAAAUUUGAGAGACUCAUCGUGGCCCUCAUGUACCCGCCAUACAGAUAUGAGGCCAAGGAGCUGCACGAUGCCAUGAAGGGCUUAGGAACCAAAGAAGGGGUCAUCAUUGAGAUUCUGGCUUCUCGGACCAAGAACCAGCUGAGAGAGAUAAUGAAGGCAUAUGAGGAAGACUACGGGUCUAACCUGGAAGAGGACAUCCAAGCAGACACAAGUGGCUAUCUGGAGCGGAUUCUGGUGUGCCUCCUGCAGGGCAGCAGAGAUGACAUGAGUGGUUUUGUGGAUCCAGGACUGGCCCUCCAAGAUGCACAGGAUCUGUAUGCGGCAGGAGAGAAGAUUCAUGGGACUGAUGAGAUGAAAUUCAUCACCAUCCUGUGUACACGCAGUGCCACUCACCUGAUGAGAGUGUUCGAGGAAUAUGAAAAAAUUGCCAACAAGAGCAUUGAGGAUAGCAUCAAGAGUGAGACGCAUGGCUCACUGGAGGAGGCCAUGCUCACUGUGGUGAAAUGCACCCGGAACAUCCACAGCUACUUCGCAGAAAGACUCUACUAUGCCAUGAAGGGAGCUGGGACUCGUGAUGGGACCCUGAUAAGGAACAUUGUUUCAAGGAGUGAGAUUGACUUAAAUCUCAUCAAGUGUCAGUUUAAGAAGAUGUACGGCAAGACUCUCAGCAGCAUGAUCAUGGGAGACACCAGUGGUGACUACAAGAAUGCCCUGCUGAACCUUGUGGGCAAUGACCCAUGAGGACGGCGAAGAAAUCAAGGGCAGGAAGUGUGAGCGCAGGCCCUGCCGCUUCAGCCCUGACCACGGGUGGGGUGGGGGUAGGGGAACAGCUCACCUGGCUAAAGUCUUCUGUCUCCCAGUUCCUGGUGCUUCUCGCCCAAUGCUUCUGACCCAGAUGGUGAGACCAGCCUGGGAUUCUCUUUCCACCCCCCUCCCCUGAGUCAUUUCUGGAUCCGCGGGCAACACCCACCCUAGCAUUACCUCUGACCAACGUCAGCAUGGAGGAGCUUGCAGGAGCUUGUGGGUCUUCCCUUCCUCCCACAAAAGCUCCUGGGCACAGAUUACACAGAUGCCUUGGCUCUGACCUGUCUACUGACUCAGGGUCUCUGGAGGAGGAGCCAAGGAACGUGGAUUUCCAGCAGGUGUCUUCGCGGAUAAGCGUUAUUAGCAGGCAACCAGUGAGAGUGUGGGAGAGCGCCGCCAUCAGAAAACACAGGCAUGGGAACUGAGAAAAAGGCACAAACCUUCACCACUUAGGAUGUCUCUAACACUUGUUUACCAGAAAUUGUUAGGCUGCAGGUGGAGGAAAAUUCUGACGCUAUCCUAUUAACAAUGAUUAGAUCCGAUUACAAAUCACUGUCCUCAGCCAAGUACACACUGGCCUGAGA
Molecule: messenger RNA, 1767 nt
Organism: Acomys russatus (golden spiny mouse)
Lineage: Eukaryota; Metazoa; Chordata; Mammalia; Rodentia; Muridae
Product: annexin A8
Exons: 12
Coding region: 137-1120 (327 amino acids)
Biological process (GO): endosomal transport; endosome organization; negative regulation of serine-type endopeptidase activity
Cellular component (GO): cytoplasm
Molecular function (GO): calcium ion binding; calcium-dependent phospholipid binding
Source: RefSeq, a predicted model, not a curated record